Messenger RNA from Mustela lutreola (European mink), 1511 nucleotides. It is a transcript of the gene FGF5, whose product is annotated as fibroblast growth factor 5. Gene Ontology annotation, molecular function: fibroblast growth factor receptor binding; growth factor activity. Gene Ontology annotation, biological process: fibroblast growth factor receptor signaling pathway; animal organ morphogenesis; cell differentiation. Gene Ontology annotation, cellular component: cytoplasm. Lineage: Eukaryota; Metazoa; Chordata; Mammalia; Carnivora; Mustelidae. The record is from RefSeq and is a predicted model, not a curated record. The transcript has 3 exons. The coding region runs from base 109 to 939 and encodes 276 amino acids.
CACCCGGGGCGGCGAGGGGGGCAGCGCCAGAGGCUCGCAGCCGCGCGGGGGCCACGGAGCCCAGAAGCAGCCCUGCAAGAUGCGCGUAGACACCCGGCGGCUGGAAGAAUGAGCUUGUCCUUCCUCCUCCUCCUCUUCCUCAGCCACCUCGUCCUCAGCGCCUGGGCUCGCGGGGAGAAGCACGUCGCCGCCAAAGGGCACCCCGGACCCGCUGCCACCGGUCAGAGCCCGGGAGGCGCCCGCAGCAGCCGGAGCGGCAGGGGCACGACGUCCUCCGCCUCCGCCUCCGCCUCCGCCUCCGCCUCCGCCUCCGCCUCCCCCGGCGCUUCUCCGGGCAACCGAGGCGGCGGCUCGGAGCAGAGCAGCUUCCAGUGGAGCCCCUCGGGGCGCCGGACCGGCAGCCUGUACUGCAGAGUGGGCAUCGGCUUCCAUCUGCAGAUCUACCCGGAUGGCAAAGUCAACGGCUCCCAUGAAGCCAACAUGUUAAGUAUUUUGGAAAUAUUUGCUGUGUCUCAGGGGAUUGUAGGAAUACGAGGAGUUUUCAGCAACAAAUUUUUAGCGAUGUCAAAAAAAGGAAAACUCCACGCAAGUGCCAAAUUUACAGAGGACUGCAAGUUCAGGGAGCGAUUUCAGGAGAACAGCUACAACACCUACGCUUCGGCGAUCCACAGAACUGAGCCUGCGGGCCGCGAGUGGUACGUGGCCCUCAACAAGAGAGGGAAGGCCAAGCGGGGCUGCAGCCCCAGGGUCAAACCCCAGCACGUCUCCACUCACUUCCUGCCCAGGUUCAAGCAGCUAGAGCAGCCAGAACUUUCUUUCACGGUCACCGUUCCUGAGAAGAAAAAGCCACCCAGUCCUGUCAAGCCAAAGGUGCCCGUGUCUGCCCCUCGGAAGAGUCCCAACACCGUGAAAUACAGACUCAAGUUCCGCUUCGGGUAACCUUCAUCUUGGCCUUGGAGAAACCAGGCCUUCCCUCGGCGCUUCCAGGGCUGUGCUGAUGACCUGAGAAAGAAGAGUAUUGGGUCCAGCUCCAGCUCAACUGCACUGUCUCCAAGUCAGGUCACGGGUUUCAGUGCCACCGAAACAAAGAUGUUUUCUGAGAGGAGCUGAGCCGGAAUUCUUCGUCCUAAGUGGGGAGCCCACGGCUUCAGUGCCCAAGAUGGGAAAGCCUUCUGCUCUGUGCUUGGUGGUACCCAGUAUGUUCUGGAAGCUCAAGAGCGUGGACUUCAUACUCUCCUGACUUUUACAGAUCAACCUGAAAGAACACACAUGAUACAUUUUUAUUUUUGGUUUCCAAAGAAUAUUUUGAUGCAGAUGAAAUAUUUUUAUUAACUUUUGUUUUUGUUUUUUGGGUUUUUUUUUUAAAAGUACCUCUGCAUUGAGCAUAUUUUCUUACUUUUUUAUUUUAAUUAAUAUGGCAUAACCAUUUGAAUGCAGUUUAUGAAUAUAAAUGUGUUUAUAGCCCAUUUGUAACAUGUGGAUUUUUUCAUUUUUCUUAUUCAUUGCACUUU